Messenger RNA from Cutaneotrichosporon oleaginosum, 3468 nucleotides. RefSeq lists its product as uncharacterized. The record is from RefSeq and is a predicted model, not a curated record. Lineage: Eukaryota; Fungi; Basidiomycota; Tremellomycetes; Trichosporonales; Trichosporonaceae. Gene Ontology annotation, molecular function: protein binding.
CCUUACUCCGCCAUAGGGCUCCUCGACAACGCUGCUGCUCUGCUGCAGAACACCGCGGCGGCCGGUGGGCCCACCCUUCCAACGGACUCACGCGUACUUCGAGCGGAGCGCAGCCAGAGGGGGCCGCUUAAACACGUCGUUACGUAACAGUACCUUUCCGAUGACCGCACUCAUCUGUCUGCCAACGUGCAUCAACUGCUCCUCACACCUCUGCAACACUCCAUCCGCAACCAUGUCCCGCCUCGGUGUCGGGCACGCUGCAGGCACCAAAGGCGCGCACUACACCGCCAACCUGGGCAGCGCGCUCGUGCGUGGCGCCUGGGCCGAAUCCAACCCCGGUGCGACACCGAGCGGGGGCGCGCUGCCGUGGGGCGAACUACUCCGUAAAUGGGGCAAGCACACGGGUGGAAACACCGAGGUUGUUGGGGCGCUGAGAAGCAUUGCUGCAGCCGACUUGCGUCGCGGAUCCACGCGUGACGAGGUCGACGGGCCCGACGGAGCCGGACCAGAUGCGUGGGCGCACGGCGCGCGGUGGGCGCGCACCCCACUUUCGUCAACGGACGAUGUCAAGGCCGCAGUCCAGGGUUUAAUGGCGCUGCCGCCGACGAAACUCAGCGAGGCCGAGAGAAGAAGCGCUGCCCUCACAUCUGCGUAUGGAUUCUACGUCCUCGCCGACUACGACUCGGCACUGAGCGCGUACGGCUCGUUCGAGUGGACGAGCGAUGCUGCUGACGGCGUGGUCCCCGGCGACGCGGCGGUGACGGAGCGCGUCCGCGCCCGCGCCGUGCAGGGCAUGUGCUUUGAACUCGCCUCGCGUCCCGACACGUCGCUCGCCCUACAAUGUUACAUAGAGGCCAUCAAGCUGCUCGACAAACUCUCCUCCCAUCCCCUGCCCACCCCGGCAUACCUCCAACCCGCGAACGCGAACUCAGCCGCGUCCAGACCCACACCCCCAGGUGUCGACCAGCGCGAACUCAUGCGCUACCUCUCGACGGCACUUACCCGCGCCGCUGCCAUCGCCGCGCACACCUCUGAAUCACAUCUCACCCUCCGCAUCCUCAGAACGUACCAUGCCCUUGCAGCGGGGUGGCCGCCAACAUUCCGAGCGCGCCAGCGCCAGCGCAUGCUCAGCCUCUAUCUCGCGGCACUGUUCGAGGCCUUCCCACCAGCCGGUGCCACCGUCCCCGAACCAUAUCUUCUCUCGGGGGGCGUUGCGAACAGAACUGCGCGCGUUACAUGGCGUGCUGAGGUCGUCGAAGCGCUUCGCUACGGUCAGCGCCUGCUCGAGAACACUACGGCCUUCCCUGAGGCAGGCAAGCUCAACGUGCCCGUGAUUCAGUUUGCCGACCAGGUAUCCCUCUUCCCCGAUCACGAGCGCAGCCUCACCCGCGACGCGAUCGCCAUCCUGUGGUGGGCAACCAGCCUCACGUUCCAGAGCCAGCUUAUCCUGCGCCGCUUGACGUGCCUCCUCGCCACGACAGGAGAAACAAUCGAAGCUCGUCGAGUCUUUGAGCUAUAUGUUGACACGGUGUUGAAAGCACGCUUGGCCGAGAACCCCGAGUCGACCCUUGCACUGCAGCGUCAAACGACGAUCGAGGACGGCGAGCUGACCGACAACCCGAAUGACGAACCAAUCGACGCCAACGGCCACGCGAAUAAGGAUCCAGUUCUCCACGGAGAGAUGGACUCGAACAAGGACUUUGUGAUGACGCUGCUUGUCGGCACGCGAUUGCUCCUCAGCGAAAUUGGCGACGCCAAGGAGGCAUGGCGGUACGCGACGCUGGCUGGUGAUGCGGUCCGGCAAGGCGGCAUCUCGCGCAAGGUCGCAGCGCUCGUCGAGGAGAACAAGGGCGUGGUCCGUCAGGCCAUGUCGACAAAGGACGCGGAUAGAGUCGAGAGACCAAAGUACCAGGCACAGGCAAUCAACCAUCUGCGGAGGGCGACCGUUCUGGAUCCCACAUCAGCGAGAGCAUUUUAUCACUUGGCGUACGCUGAGGGCGCGGCGCGGUCUAUCCAGCCAGCUCUCCAGGCUGUGAGGGAGGCGCUCGAGCUUGACGAUCACAGUGUGCGCUCGUGGCACUUGCUCGCGCUGUUGCUCACUGCCACCGGUGACUGGGAGGGGGCGUUGAAAGCCUGCGAGGCGGGAGUCACAUUAUGGGAGGCGGACGACGAGGCGCUCGCCGCCGAGGAAGGCGACCUCCCCACGGUGAACGGACACGGCGUCACGCCACCUCGGCCGCUGCUCUCCCCACAGGGCGUCUUGAUCACUCCAACACCCGCACCAAUCCCCCAUCCAUCCCGCUUCCGCCGUCUCGAGAGCGUGAUCCAGCUCCGCAUGACGCAGAACGUCAUUACGGAGAAACUGCGCGGGCCCGACAUCGCCCUCGAGCAGCAGCAGGAGCUCUUCCUCUUCUUCUCGCAGAGAACGGAAAAGGGUGAGCGUGACGAGCGCCGCCGCUCAGGUACGAUCAGCACACGCGUUCCAUCAAUAAGAGGGCCAUCGCGCGGCUCUCCAGUCCCGGGGCUGGCGCCAACAGACGUGACAGUGCAGCCACCGAGUCCAACACGCGCCGCCACGCCAGCCCGGCCACCAGUAAACGAAAGCGCUGUUGAAGACGAGCCCCGACGACUCCAUCACAAGAAGAGCCUGCUUCCCAAGCACCUGCAUGUGCCGAGCGUCGCACGGUCACACUCCCACACUCGCAGCGCCAGCGUGCCGAGCACUACCCUGCGUCCAGAGUCGGUGCCGAAAUCCCGCGCGGCGAGCGCCGCAUCAGGGUCCGGCGCGCCGAGUAUCGCGCCCACCGCAGUUCACUCACACUACGCCGGUGCGGGGGCGAGAGGCCCACCUCCACCACCCGUAAAGCAGGUUGUGCGCCGCGCGCCUGAAGAAGAGCGCCUUCUCUCAGACCUGUGGCUGAUGAGCGCUGCGUCAUUCCGUCGCGCGGGCAAACUCGAACAGUCCCUCGUGGCUAUCGAGGAAGCCGAGACGCGGGACCCGGAAAACCCGGCGGUUUGGGUGCAGCUUGGGCUGUGGAAUCGCAUGGCCGACAAGGUCGAGGACGCGCAGAUGGCGUUCACCAAGAGCUUGCUGCUAAGACCCGACUACCCGCCGGGUGCGGUCGGCGUAGCGCGGCUUCACGUCACUGCAGGUGCCAUUGACCUCGCACACUCUCUGCUAUCCCAGCUUGUGCAGGAUAGGGGGUGGGAUGUGCCGGAGGCAUGGUUCACCUUGUCAUCUGUGUGCGAGCGGCAGGACCGGCACGCGCGGGCACGCGAGUGCCUGCUUUACGCUCUGCAGCUGGAGCGGACACGGACUUGCCGCGCCUUGCCAGACGCGCUGCCGCGCUGGAACGAGUAGACCGGGAUAGCACAGUACAUAGAUGUGUGCAUUCAAUAGUCACGAUGCAACAAUAUGGACGUCUCUUGUAGCCUCUGAGCUGCUAAGCGUCUAACACUGUACAUAGC